GGUCCUCUCGAUUCAGAUCAUCCACAACACAAGACAAACUCCCUCUGCCAAAUCCAUCACAACCCACGUCAAAUCUUCUCAAAUCACACCGACCCAUUUCCUAUUCACACCCCAAAAUUAUCAAGCACCCGUCUUUAGCCAUCUUCCCCGAUCGUUCUAGCUACCUAUAGGUCCAUUCUCUUAAUGCAGGGGAUGAUUGUAACGAAAUGGACGUAAAUUUUGGUCGUGCACUCGUGCUGAUACCAAUAGCAUGCACCGAGUCAGGGUGGAUACGUGGUGAGUGAGAGUUAAAGACGAGGAACUGAGGCUUGGCAUCGGUGAACAUGUCGAAUCAAGUGGUCAAAGUGAAGAGAGACACGAUUGAAGCAUGCAUGACUUGCCCACUCUGCAACAAGUUGUUCAGGGAAGCCACCACUAUAUCCGAAUGUCUUCACACGUUUUGCAGGAAGUGCAUUUAUGAUAAAAUUACAGAUGAGGAAUUAGAAUGCUGUCCAAUGUGCAACAUUGAUUUGGGUUGUGUUCCACUCGAGAAACUAAGGCCAGACCACAGUUUGCAAGAUGUAAGGGCCAAAGUUUUCCCCUUAAAGGGAAGAAAGGUGAAGGCGCCUGAAGUUGUCGCCUCAUUACCAUUACCAGCUAGAAGAAAGGAGAGAUCUCUUUCAUCUUUGGUGGUCAGCACUCCGAGGGUAUCUACACAGGCAACCAUGACAGGAAGAAGAACAAAACCUACAAGAAAGGCUAGCAGUCUGCGGACCUCUAGUUUUUCCAUUGAAAAGCCUAUUAAAAAAGAGGAAGAAUUACUGGAAGAUCAUCCUGAGAGUUCAAGCUCACCUGACACUUCAAAUAAGUUUGCUCAGAAUACUGGACAGAGUGUGACCCCUUGUGAGGGUAGUCAAUCCAUACCCAAUAAAGAAGAGAAUGGUGCUGAACCAUGGGAUGCAAAAUUGGAUCUUUGGAAACCUUUGAAUUGUUUAGUAGAGGUCGCAAGUAGGAGUAAAUCUUUCAAGUCUAAUGUGCAAGGGUCUGAUGCUAAACUAGAAUCCAUUCAAGUAAAUGAGAGUGACUCUCAAGUGCAGAAAACCAAAAAUAAGGAAAAUAAACGCAAGGCAAAAGUUGAGGAUGAAAAGAUUAGCCCUUAUUCUGUCUCUUCAGAUACAGUAAAACCCAAUAAAUUGCGCAGAGUACGCAGGAAAAAGGAGCCUGCUUUUGGAGAAUCAGGCAUAUCACCCCAAGCUGUGCUGGAUUCUACCAGCAACAAGCUCUUAAGGACUGGUCCAAUUUGGUUCUCCUUAGUAGCUUCUGAAAACCAGGAUGGAGAUGCACCAUUGCCCCAGAUUCCUGCAAGUUAUGUGAGAAUAAAGGAUGGAACCGUACCUGUCUCAUUUAUCCAAAAAUACCUAAUGAAGAAACUAGAUUUGACCAGUGAAACAGAGGUUGAGAUUAAAUGUAUGGGACAACCAGUGCUCCCUACACUGAGGCUCCAUAACUUGAUUGAGUUGUGGCUGGAUACGGCAUCCACAUCACAGCGAAUUCCAGCAACUAUUGGGUCCUCAGCAAAGGAUUUUGUCAUGGUCUUGGCUUAUGCUCGGAAGGUUCACCAUCCUUGAUCAUGGUUCCCCAUCCAUAAUUUUUAAUGCACCUAGAAAAUCAUCAUCACAGCAUAGUCACUUCCCCAACAUGUGUUGUUCUUUCACUGUGUUUCCAAAAGCUGCACUAUCUUGGAGGAUAAGAUAGGCCAAAUAAAUUAUAAAGAAAUUCCCUCUCCAUAAAACAUACCAUUCUGCCUUUAGUGUAGCAUCCUGAUCUGAUGGGUCAUUGUAAUGAUAAUUACAUCCUGAUUUUUCAAAACCAUGGUUUUUAGUGCACAUGUGACUUAGAUAUAAAGUAGCUACAGGCCACCAUACCUGCUUAGAAAGAGAUGAUUUAUUCGG
Molecule: messenger RNA, 1931 nt
Organism: Gastrolobium bilobum
Lineage: Eukaryota; Viridiplantae; Streptophyta; Magnoliopsida; Fabales; Fabaceae
Product: E3 ubiquitin protein ligase DRIP2-like
Exons: 8
Coding region: 324-1607 (427 amino acids)
Molecular function (GO): metal ion binding; ubiquitin-protein transferase activity
Source: RefSeq, a predicted model, not a curated record